Messenger RNA from Carassius gibelio (silver crucian carp), 2091 nucleotides. Its product is annotated as zinc finger BED domain-containing protein 4-like. The coding region runs from base 10 to 1791 and encodes 593 amino acids. The transcript has 4 exons. Lineage: Eukaryota; Metazoa; Chordata; Actinopteri; Cypriniformes; Cyprinidae. Gene Ontology annotation, molecular function: DNA binding; protein dimerization activity. The record is from RefSeq and is a predicted model, not a curated record.
UAGAUAGAAAUGGAGGCUCCACAGAAGAGAUGCCGUAAAUCUGUGGUGUGGGAGCAUUUCCAUUUGGAAACCCCAAAUAAAGUGAGAUGUAUGUAUUGUGAUAGGCAGCUAGCCUACUUCAACAAUACAUCAUCCAUGAUGCGCCAUUUGAGGAGCACUCAUCCUGCCAUUUUGCAGUGUGCAGAGGAUGGUAACAUUCCCCCUGUACCUAGGCCUGCUACUGACACUGCUGGGCCAUCUAAACAAGGCAGACAGAGGGAAUUGGAUGAGGCUCUUGUAGACAUGGUGGUAAAGGAUUUGCAGCCCUUCACUAUCGUGGAGGAUGAGGGUUUCAUGGCUUUUGUGAACAAACUUGAUCCAAGCUAUGUCCUCCCAUCCCGGAAGGCACUUAAAACGAUGGUAACCGAAAGGUACAACAUUUCUAAGGAGAAGACAAUGGAGGACCUAAAAAAGGCAGAUUUUGUUAGCCUUACAGCUGACAUGUGGUCCUCCAUUAAUAUGGACGGAUACCUUGGUGUUACUUGCCACUACAUAACACCAGAGGCAAAGCUGGCAACUGUUGUACUGGGUGUAAGGAGGUUUUACCAAACACACACAGCCCAGCAUCUCAUGGAGGCUAAAGCUUUGCUAAUGGCCGAGUGGGGAAUAACCACCAAAGUUCAGUGUAUGGUGACUGAUAAUGCAUCCAACAUGAUCUUAAGUGCCCAGCUACUGAACCUUCGGCAUGUCCCAUGUUUUGCCCACAAUUUAAAUUUAAUUGUAAAAAAGGCCCUAGAUCAAACCCCACUCAUCAAUGAAAUACGACAGAAAGCCAGAAAGAUAGUGGGGUUAUUUAGAUCCAGCUGCAAAGCAAAGGACAAGCUUGUGGAGAUGCAGGGCUUGAUGGGCAGACCAGCUCUGAAACUGAUGCAGGAGGUGGACACAAGAUGGAACAGCACUUACGACAUGUUGCAGCGCUUGUAUGAGCAACGAGAGCCAGUGGGUGCAGUGCUAUCAAAUUUAAACAGUGAUACUGCUCCGCUGACAAGUUUUGAGUAUAACAUUAUACAAGAAUCAUUGUCACUACUGCAGCCUUUCAAACUCGCAACGACAGAGUUGUCAGAGGAACAGAGAGUGUCUGCUUCAAAGCUCAUACCACUUUACAGGAUGUUGCAGCACAAGCUAUCGCAGAAAAAAGGCCAAUCAGCACAGGAAUCAACUGCACAAUUAGGCACACACCUGCAAGAAGGUCUGCACUCAAGAUGUGGUGGGUACGAGUCAUUCAGAGCCUUGGCUCUGGCUACACUGCUGGACCCAUGGUUCAAAAAUGUGGGUUUUGGAAAUCCUGCCAAAGCCCAGGAGGCUGAAAAGCAGAUCACACUGGAGUGUGCUUCGCUGAUGCGUUCAAACACAGCAACUCCUGAGCCACAGUCAACAUCAGGCCCAUCAUCAUCAUCAUCAACAACAACAUCAACAACAGAAACCCAGGACAGUUUAUGGGAACUUUUUGAUAGUCGUAUACAUGAAACCCAGGCGAUACACAGUGCCACAGCAGAUGCCACAGUAGAAGUUAAAAAGUACCUAAAAGAUGCAUUUUUGCCAAGAACCCAUGAUCCACUAAGUUACUGGAAAGAGAGAGCUGUGAUUUUUCCUCAUUUGUAUGUCCUUGCUAAAAAAUAUCUAUGCAUGCCAGCAACAAGUGUCCCUUGUGAGAGGAUUUUUUCUAAGGCUGGAGAAAUUAUCAGUAAAAAAAGAAGUAGGCUAAGCCCUUCCACAGCAGAGCAAUUAAUAUUUUUGAAUAAAAAUCUUUAAAAAAAAAAAAAAUUACACCAUUGUGGAUUUAUUUGUUUUAUUCAUUUUUCAUGACCAAAAUAACCUAGUUAUUAUUAUGAUAUAGGAUUAUAUAGGAUAUUAUUAUAGGAUUUUAAAAUAUCACCACAUUAACGAAAACAAAAUAUUUUUAUUUAUUUUUAAAUGGCUUGUUGUCAAAGUUGUUUCAGAUAACAUGGGCAAUUGGCCACUAGGUGUCACCGUGGAGACGGGUGUCGGUAAAGUUUCGAAGCCUCGAAACAAAUACGGCACUUUGCUUCAACUGUUUCAGUGUUUCAUGAA